Messenger RNA from Notolabrus celidotus (New Zealand spotty), 6203 nucleotides. It is a transcript of the gene znf704, whose product is annotated as zinc finger protein 704. Gene Ontology annotation, molecular function: RNA polymerase II cis-regulatory region sequence-specific DNA binding; DNA-binding transcription factor activity. Gene Ontology annotation, cellular component: nucleus. Lineage: Eukaryota; Metazoa; Chordata; Actinopteri; Labriformes; Labridae. Bases 633 to 2198 code for a protein of 521 amino acids. The record is from RefSeq and is a predicted model, not a curated record. The transcript has 9 exons. Gene Ontology annotation, biological process: regulation of transcription by RNA polymerase II.
GCUCGGUCGGAGCUGUGCGCGGACUGGAUGACGCAGUACCUGGAGCUGGAUUCAGCUGAUGGUCGUGUUUUCAUCCUUUUUCAAAGUCUAUGGUAGGAUGUCAGUGCACAAGGUCGAGCCAUGUAAAAUCAUUCGACGUGUUCGCUCCCGUUCUUAGAUGUCCAAGGCUUUUUUCAACACAUAGUGCGCCAUUUGGUUCAAUCGUGUACAGAUGUCAUUUCGGGUCCUGUGAGUGGCGGGGUCCGUGUUUUCCCGUCGCCCCCUCAGCUCACAGGGAGCAGUGAGGAAAACAAACAGGUCGAGCGGUGGAAGGUUGGUAGCCGGUUGGAUGUGGAGGUUGUGAAGCGGCGAAUGAAUCGUUUGCGUGUUGUAGGCUUUUUGUGGGGUGCUAAUUCAAAUUUCUUCCUGCGUUCUCGGUGCUUUUGAGUCCGGUGCGUUUAGGACGCUGUCAGGAGUUCUCGCCUUCCGAGUAUGUUGUCGCUUUCUAACAUUUUACCAGGGUUGUUGGAGCGCGUAGUCUACCCGCUGCGGUUUUGUGUUUUUCUUGACGUUGUUUACCGAUUAUAAUUCGACGUUUGGGGGUCUAAAUUCACCGGUUCGCCGGUUUUGAAUUCAGUGAGACAGUUUUAGACAUGCACACGAGGCGUUUGGUGAAGCGGUCGAUCCUCGGCAGCCGCAUUUAUGCGCCGAGUCCGACGGGGGACGGUGCCCCGGUGACAGGAGUGGUCCAGGCGGUGAAGCAGGAAAACAGAGACGUCUCUUCGGCCGCAGGAGCCCGGCGGAGCGUCUACACCGUGCUCAUGCAAGACGGAAGCCUGAAAGAGUUUUCCGAGGACGAGAUAGCGGCUGGGUUUAACCAUUCUGCAACCAAAGGACCGCUCAAAUCCAGCUUAAAGCAGAGCUCCAGUAACGGCGCUCCAGAGCACCAGAAGUCCGAAGGCGGCUCUCUCAGCCCGGAGGCCGCAGAGGAGCUGCGUUUGACGGAUGGAAAACGUAUUGGUCGAGACCCCGAUGCCAGAUCAGUGUCCCUGCUGGAGCAGAAACGCAAAGUGGUCUCCUCCAGCAUCGAUGUCCCUCAUGCAAGGCGGUCAGAAGAGGAAGUGGACAUGGACAAGGUGACUGCUGCAAUGGUGCUAACAAGUCUCUCCACCAGCCCGCUGGUGAGAAGUCCACCAGUCAAAGUCAGCGAGAGCGGUUCAUGGAAGGACAAUGGUUCGGCUGGCCCCUUUACACCAUCAAGUAACAGCUCCUCAGGGGGCUACUGGAGCUGGUCUGCACCCAGUGACCAGUCCAACCCUUCUACACCCUCUCCGCCGCUCUCUGCCGACAGCUUCAAGCCCUUCCGUGUACCCAGUCUGGGCGGCGUGGGAUCUGGUCCCACGGGACCUGAAGACCCGAGCUUGGACGACCAGGAUGGCAGCAGCCUGCUCUUUGAUGAGCCCAUCCCUCGCAAGCGCAAGAACUCCAUGAAGGUGAUGUUCAAGUGCCUGUGGAAAAACUGUGGCAAGGUGCUGAGUACCGCUGCUGGCAUCCAGAGACACAUCCGUACCAUCCACUUGGGUCGGAACUGUGACUCUGACUGCAGCGAUGGCGAGGAAGAUUUUUACUACACAGAGAUCAAGCUCAACACGGACUCCGUGGUCGAUGGACUGAGCAGCCUGUCCCCUGUGUCCCCGUCCCUCCUCUCUCCCCCUCCUCCUCCCCCCUCUCCCCUCCCGUCCCUCAACCAGCUGGCAGACUCCCACCGACCUCCGCAGUCCUCCGACACCAAGGAGCCUCACGCUGGCGGCACCACCCCGCUCAGCCGCUCUGCGCCCAGCGCUCUCUACCUCAUCCACACGGACCACGCCUACCAGGCCACGGCUCCAGUGUCCAUACCGUCCAACAGCAGUAAUUCAACCAGCUCGGCCUCCACCAGCUUCACUCCCACCAACAGCUCCAGCUUUAGCAUCUCCUGGCAGUCUCCACCCGUCACCUUCACCGGGAGCACGGUGUCUCCCAGUAAAAGCCAGGGCUUUGCUGAGCAGCGCUCUCAGACCAUCGCCGUACUCUCAUCUCCUCCCAGAGCCACCACCGCCCUCAGUCGGAAGGUGCGUGGCGAAGGGAAGAAGUGCCGCAAGGUGUAUGGCAUGGAGAACCGGGACAUGUGGUGCACCGCCUGCCGUUGGAAAAAGGCCUGCCAGAGAUUCACCGACUGAGCGUUCGUCAAUUACAACACGGCGCAACUCGCCGACAGGCACUGCUGCCGUUUUCGCCAGAGAAAGCUGGGAGGGGCAUCGUUUUGCAUGCAUUUGGUUUCCUUCAGCUCAAAAUUGCAACUGUCCGUCAAGCUCUGACUUAAACCCUGUGGAUGCCCCUCCCCCUCAGCUCCACUGGACCAUUCCAGCCGUGGAAGGAACCAAAGGACAGCGCAGACAACUUUGAAAAUGCCGUCCGGGAUUCCCACUACUGCCUCGCCAUUCCUGUCACUCCCAGUUUUUGGGAAACCACAGUGCAGCUAAACCGUGUAAAGAAAAAUGAUCUAAAGAUUUCUUCUGUUUUUUUUAUGUUGAGUCCAGUGUUGCAUCUUUCUAUGUUUUGUAAGGCUCUGGUUUUUAAUUGGAAGUCAAAGAAAGGGUCCAGAUUAAAAGGCCAAAAGUUUUUGGGGUUUUUUUGUGUUUUAUGAAAGAAAAAAAACUUUUUUUAUCCAAAAGGAGAAUGGGCCUCUUGGACCUCCAGCAGUUUUUGAACAAUGCAAAAAGGCAUGGAGGUAAAAUUCUCAGUUUUUCGUUCUUCCUUUUCCACUUGUUCAUCUCCUGUUUCAUUUUUGGACUAAUUUCAGCGAUUGGUUAUCACCAACAUCUUUCAGCCUCCGCUGGUUUCUCACCUGCUCUUCACUCCCGAGAGAAAGAAAGAGAAGAGAUGCUCAAAAAGAAUGGGAGGAAUAGAGACACACAAAAGGCAAAGGCCCAAUGCAAAAAAAAAGACAAAACUUACAGUCAGGGAAAGCAGGUGGCCAUGUCAGUGAUUUAUCACAUAAAAAGCAAACACAGAAACACACAUAGGUAUGCCCACACAAUCAAAGCAGAAGGCAGAAACUGUUUUCUAUCUCACUUUUUUUAUCUGGUUUCAUUUGGUUUUGUUUUAUCAGGGAUGUGAUUCUGCAGAAAGCAAAAACCAGCAGCUCAAACUUGGGAUUAAACUGUACACAGCACUAACUCAGUACCUUCUCUUUCAUUACACAUGACAACUUUGCAACCAAAAACUCCUUUAUCUUAUUCCUUCUGUUUUUGGUUUGUGUUAAAGUGCCACGUUUACUGUUGUUGAUGUAGUUUUUUAUUUUCAUUCUUUGAUUUCGGUGAAACUAAGACUGUUUACGUACCACCUGCUACAGGAAGUGUGUUCAAAAACCAUCCUGGCUGCACUGGAAGCAUGAAGCCAGCAGCGUGCAAGGCCAUAAAAAGAUAAACAUGUUUCACCAUAUAUACAGAGAGACAGACCACCCUCCUCCUCAACAAACUUUUACACCUUUCAGUGGGAACAAAAUAUCUUUGUGUUUACGUACGCCACGAAGGAGGAGGCCUGAAAACCAAAAGUGAGGCACUUACAUUUGAGGUUACUUCUAGAGAGUUGAAAAUGGUUCUUUCUUCCAAUACCCCUCUUGAUUUUCCAACUCAUAAGAGGAGGCAAGAGCAAAAUUUUUGAACCAUUAUUUUCUCCAAGGGCAGAAUAAGUUCUAAGCACUUGAUUAGGUCACUUCUUUGUUGUCCCACAUGCACUGCACACUUAAUUCACUUGGCAACAUGCAAGCAAAGCUUUGGCGCCAGUUUUCAUAAGAGUCCCUGUGUUCAGCUCUUAACCUUGUUACUGAUGAGGUCAGUUGUGUGAUUGGUCAAAAAAAUGUGCUUAUCUGAUUUGUCAUUUGAAUGUUUGUUUGAAUUCCUGCUGCUUUGUAGGCUCAAAGGCAGGAAACAAAAUCACAAAGCCAAAUAGUUUGCAGAUGUUCUCUUUGUUGUGAGAGGUGGACCGACUCUUUUGUCGCCUGGGCCUGAAAAUUAUAGAAAAAUACUGAGUUAAAGCUCCUGUGAGGAGUUUUAGCUGGUACUGAAAUUAUAACUUUAUGAGCUACAUUAUCAAACAAGACCAUCUUUGGAAAAGACUGCUCAUUUCUAUGUAUUUAUUCUUAUGCUUGGGACCACUGCUGGGGGGUAGGUGUCAGACAAACCUUGUUUACAUCUUCCACAGCAGACUCACAGCACAGCAAGUGAUAUGUUUUACUAUAUAGAGGUUGACACUUUUAUCAGAUGAAAGCUCUUGUUUUGCAAAUUUACAGCACAAGAUCAGUAAAGAGUAAUGGUUACCUUUUUGUCCACAGGGGGCACCAAAAACUACACAAACAGAAAGCUCCUCACAGGAGCUUUAAAGUUCUACCAAUAGGAUAUCAUUCUGUUUCUACAUCUACAAUCUGCUUUCUAUGAAAUCUGUUUAAAUGCACGGUAAUGUAUCUGUUUAGUUACAUAUAUUCAACAGAAUUAGUCCAAACCAACACCAGCUAAUAAACUCACAUGCUCGCUCAUUAAGUACGUCUGCACCUGAGAAUCAUAGCUUUGUCGUGUUAUUAUGUUUCUGUCUGUUCUUGUAUAUAAGUAGUUCUUGUAUUCUCUCUUUAAGCUCCAUGUUUAUGACCAGUUAGACCGGUUGUUACAUCCGCCACCUUAUGAACAAGACAGGUUCAGCUAUGUCUCUGCGUGAGGAGAUAAUGUACCAUUCAACCUGUCCGGCUACGACGACUAUUUUAGAUAUAGGGAUAGCCUUAAAGUCACUUUUAAAAAAGAAAAUCAUUGUGCUUCUUCUAUUUCAUGACAUUGAUGUUUCAGAAAGAAAUAUUUAGAUUAUCUCCAAAAUAAUUUGCCAUCAUAUUAUGUGAACGUGUUAUUGUUUAAGAAAGACAAAUCUAUAUAUGUAAAGAAACAUUGAAAAAGACAUUCAUUUGGCUGUUUUUAUUUUAUUUUUCAUAUACAUAUUCAAAUAUAUAUGUAUGACAUAAAAUACUGUUUAUUGAUUUUGUUUUCAUGUUCUGCUGAUGGAUUUUUGUACCUAUUGUUACUGUAGGAGGGAGUGAGGAAUAAUUCUCACACAAGCCAAGCUUAUUUUGCUCUUUCAGUGGAUGUGACCCGCACGCUCCCGCCUCAAGCUCCUACACGCCACGCUCCCCGCUGCUUACCGCUAAGCGCUCCAACACCACAGUUGAUUAAAACCUUUAUCUUAUUUCCAAUUCUCCCCUCUCUGUGUCACGCAGGACCACUUGCAAUUAGUUUGAUUGACAUCUCGGUGUGUUUGUGUGCACGUGUGCGGUCACAGGCGUCUGUGAGCGAACGUGAAGGAGCCUCAGGCAAAGUGUGCGAGCUGCCACUGACGCUCGGUGCUCUGCUCGCCCCCACUCUUCCCUCCAAGCAUUUCUCCCGCUCCUCCUAAGGAGCUUUUACACCUUUAUUAAAAGGCCUGUGGCGUUUCCCUUGUCAGGGUGGGUGUAGGUUGGCGAGGAAACACUUAAGAGUUCAAGAUGUUUUUUGUUGCUCCAGACCUGAGAGGCUGGAUGUGGCCGAUGUUUUAACUCCAUGCACUUCCCACUGCCCUUUCUCCAUCUUUUUGGUGCUUCAUGUGUGUGUUCUGAAAGUCUCCUCCAUUGGUGCGUUUGGAAAAAUCUGGCAGCCAAUCAUAUCAUGUUAGGAUUCUGUCCAGGAACAAGUCCCAGCAGAGCAUUCAGAGGGUAUGGCAGCAUCUCCAGGCAGCUAAUUUCGAAGAAGUUCUCUUGUGGUCACUGUUGUUGUCAUCAAAUGGCAUGUGUGAAGAUUUGGCCAAAAAAAGCCAUACAUCUUAAGGGCCUCAAAAGAACAUUUACUGCCUUUUGUCCAACUUGUUCAUCUCCUAGAACAUCAGUAAGGAACUCUGGGAUUUGUUCGUGAACAGUGUCUUGGUCUGAAUUGGACAUCUUUGUCCUGACAUUGCCAAUGGCACAGAGAUGAUUUUGGAGCGUUCAAAGACACUCAGUCCAGGUCUCUUCUUGCAUUCUGAAAAUGCUGGUGCUCUGGCCUCGGUGGGGGAGAAAUGGAGGUGCUAUAUUCCCCAUGCAGUGCUGUUUCUCCCAUGUGUCAUUCAACUCCAUUUUGUACACAUUGUGAUGCUGUAGAACAUGAAAAUAAAAACACCCUGCCUCAAGUUUA